CCCAUCGUGUACAACUAGCCAGCCAACCUACCCUCCCCUGUUUCGCCUUCUCUUCUCUUCUCUUCUCUCCUCGCCGCCGCGCGCGCGCCUGCUCCUGCUCGCAUCGCAUGCCAUCAUCCCCUGCUCUCUGCGCCGCCCGACUGCGACCGCUCCUGCUCCUGCCGUCCGCCGCGGCGACGACCCCGUCGGCCCUCGCAGCAGCCGCUCCCGCGCACACGAAGCAGGGAUCGUUCUCGACGACGGUGAGGACGACAGGCAUGGCGGCGGCCGAGGGAGCGAAGGCGUCGACGCAGCCGCCGGCGGCCGGGGGCGGGGGCGCGUCGGAGCGCAUCAUGCCGCAUCUCCUCAACAUAUACGGAUCAUGCGCCACGGCACGGGACUUUGAAAUGUAUGCGCCCAAUGCCACAUUUGAGGACCCGCUCAUGUGCGCCCACGGCGUCAAGCAGAUCAAAUCAGCCUUCUACACGAUGCCUAAGGUGUUCGGCGAGUCCAAGAUCGUAGAGUACACGAUAAAGGAAAACGCGACUGGGCCUGGGAAAUCCCAGAUACUGAUCGACAACAAGCAACACUACAAGGUCUUUGGCAAGCCGGUCGACCUGGAGUCCCUCAUCACGCUCGACAUCGAGGAAGGCAAGGUCGUCAGGCACCAGGAUUGGUGGGACAAGAAGCCUCUGAAGAACAGAGAGACGGUGAGCUUCCCGCUGGUGGGACGGCUGCUGGAGGCGAGCCGCCGGGGAGCCAUGCUAGUCACCCAUGUCCUGAUGGGCUGUGGCAAGGAUCCUACCCCUUGAUUGAGGAGUUAUGGCUUUGUUUUCAUCCUAUAGUACUUGUACUCCUAUCUACGAGUAGUUGGUAGCUGGCUUGGAGAUUCGUUCCACAUACAAAAAAUAUAAAUAAAUAAAUUAGAUAUACCACACAUUCCAAAAUUACCGUAACACCGUUGGUCGUUAUGGGAUAAUGUUGUCAUGUGCUAUAUGAAUGUCCAUUAUCACUAACGGCGGGAAGUAAUCAACAUCACAUGUGCCUGAUUUGUUAGAAAUGAAAAUUAGCAUUGUUUGAAUUC
This is a messenger RNA of Hordeum vulgare subsp. vulgare (domesticated barley), 1063 nucleotides long. RefSeq lists its product as uncharacterized. The transcript has 6 exons. The coding region runs from base 108 to 791 and encodes 227 amino acids. The record is from RefSeq and is a predicted model, not a curated record. NCBI's taxonomy places the organism in Eukaryota, Viridiplantae, Streptophyta, Magnoliopsida, Poales, Poaceae.